AUGGCCGAGAGCGGCGCUCGGGGUCGGGACGCUAUGAGUGAGUCUGGAAGCUUUGCAGCAUCACGUUCUAGACGUGAGAGGAAGAACAGAAGAGGCCAGCAAGAAGCACUUGAACGUCUGAAAAAAGCCAAAGCUGGGGAAAAAUUAAAAUAUGAGGUUGAGGAGUUCACGGGUGUUUAUGAUGAAAUAGAUGAGGAUGAAUACUCCAAGAUGGUCAGAGACCGUCAGGAUGAUGACUGGAUUGUUGAUGAUGAUGGGAUAGGUUAUGUAGAAGAUGGAAGGGAAAUCUUUGAUGAAGAUCUGGAUGAUGAUGCUCUUUGUUCCAAUAAGAAAGGAAAAAGUAGCAAAACAUCUACAAUUGAUAAAAAGAAUGUGAAAAAAUCUGUGGUGUCCAAGCCAAACACAAUUAAGUCUAUGUUUAUGGCCAGUGCUGGGAAGAAAAACACAGAUAAAACUGUGGACCUGUCCAAGGAUGAUUUACUUGGGGAUAUUCUUCAAGAUAUUAGUGCUGAAACAGUUCAGCUAAGUCCACCACCAAUUAUAAUGCUGAAAAGGAAAAGAUCUGCUGGAGUACCACUCAAUCCUUUCUCUGUGCAGUCCAAAACUUCUAAGGUAAUCACGCCUGUAUCAAAGAAAGCUCCUGUUCAUGUCAGAAAGGAAACUCUUCCUCCAGCCUCAUUUCAUCGUAAACAUCCCAAUUAUACAACAAAAUCCAUCAGCAUCUCUGAAAAUGAGGACACCAAGCACGUGCAAAAACCUGUAGAAAAUGAGGGAAUAGUGAAGGCAUUGGGAGAGAAAGCUACUAAAGUUCUACCUGCAGCACUUGCAGAUGAUGAUCAGGGAAUGAUGCAUUUUGAUGAGGAGGACUUUGACGAACCUAUGGAAGCAGAGCAUGUGGAAACUCUACCUGAGACAGCUGAAAGCUUGAAAAGAAACAAUGAAAUUGAGAAGAAAGAGACAGAGCAGCUGGGAUCAGAGAAGAAAGAGACAUCUAUCUUAAGUUCUCUCCCAAGUCUCUCGUGUUGGGACAGAAUUGAUGAGGAUGAAGUUGAUCUAGUAGCAGCAGAAGUUCAGCUGGACCCCAAUCUCCUUCCACUUGUGAAUGGGGAAAGUGAUGAUCAAGUCUUAAGAUUUUUUUGGCUGGAUGCUUAUGAAGAUCAGUUCAGUCAGCCAGGUGUGGUAUUUCUGUUUGGCAAAGUUUGGAUUGAAUCUGCAACCACCUAUGUCAGCUGUUGUGUGACAGUGAAAAAUAUUGAGAGAACUGUUUAUCUGCUGCCACGUGAAACAGAAAUUGACCUUUCUACUGGUAAAGAGAUGGAGACUCCAGUAACUAUAAUGAGUGUAUUCAAGGAAUUUAAUGACAGCAUUUCACCAAAGUACAAGAUCAUGAAGUUCAAAUCGAAGAAAGUGGAAAAGUACUAUGCUUUUGAGAUUCCGGAUGUACCAGCAAAAUCUGAAUACCUAGAAGUUAAAUAUUCGGCUGAAUGCCCUCGGCUUCCCCAAGAUCUGAAGGGACAAACAUUCUCACAUGUCUUUGGAACCAACACCUCUAGCCUGGAACUUCUCUUGAUGAAUCAGAAGAUCAAAGGACCCUGCUGGCUGGAAAUAAAAAAUCCACAGCCUUCAAAUCAGCCGGUCAGCUGGUGUAAAGUGGAGGCUGUGGCCAUGAAGCCUGCCUUAGUGAAUGUGGUUAAAGAUCUUUCUCCUCCUCCUCCUCCUCUGGUGGUCAUGUCCUUCAGCAUGAAGACCAUUCAGAACCCAAAGACUCACCAGAAUGAAGUUGUGGCUCUUGCAGCUCUGGUUCAUCAGAAAUUUCCUUUGGAUAAGGCUCCACCUCAGCCUCCUUUUCAAACACACUUCUGUGCUGUUUCCAAACCGAGUGAUUGCAUUUUUCCUUAUGACUUCAAAGAAGCUGUUAAAAAGAAGAAUGCUAAAAUAGAAAUUGCUGCAACAGAGAGAACACUGCUGGGAUUUUUCCUUGCGAAGAUUCACAAAAUUGACCCAGAUGUUGUUGUGGGUCAUAAUAUUUAUGGGUUUGAUCUGGAAGUGCUGCUUCAAAGAAUUAAUUUGUGCAAAGUCCCUCACUGGUCCAAGAUAGGUCGACUGAGGAGGUCUAAUAUGCCAAAGCUUGGGGGCCGAGGAGGGUUUGCUGAAAGGAAUGCUGCCUGCGGUCGAAUGAUCUGUGACGUAGAAAUUUCUGCUAAAGAACUAAUUCGCUGCAAAAGUUACCAUUUGUCUGAACUGGUCCAUCAGAUUUUGAAAACAGAGAAGGUAACAAUUCUGCCAGAGGAAAUUCGAAAUAUGUACAGUGAUUCUCCUCGCUUACUGUUCAUGCUGGAAAACACCUGGAUAGAUGCCAAGUUCAUUCUCCAGAUCAUGUGUGAGCUGAAUGUUCUGCCACUGGCUCUUCAGAUAACAAACAUCUCUGGGAAUAUCAUGUCGAGGACAAUGAUGGGCGGCCGAUCUGAACGUAACGAGUUCCUGCUGCUUCAUGCCUUUCAUGAGAAGGAUUACAUUGUGCCUGACAAGCAAGUUUUCAAAAAGCCUCCACAGAAGCCGGUGGAUGAAGACGAAGAUUUUGAAGAUCAGAAUAAAUCAAAGAUAGGGAAAAAGAAAGCAGCAUAUGCUGGGGGCUUAGUCUUGGAUCCCAAAGUCGGUUUUUAUGACAAGUUUAUUUUGCUUCUCGACUUCAACAGCUUGUACCCAUCGAUUAUUCAGGAGUUCAACAUUUGCUUUACCACAGUGCAGCGACUGUCGUCAGAAGCACAGAAAAGGGCAGAGGUUGAAGAAGAGGAAGAAAUUCCGGAGCUUCCAGACCCAUCUCUGGAAAUGGGAAUUUUACCUAAAGAAAUCAGGAAACUGGUGGAGAGAAGACGCCAAGUUAAGCAGUUAAUGAAACAGCCAGAUUUAAAUCCUGACCUCUAUUUACAGUAUGAUAUCAGACAGAAAGCUUUGAAACUCACUGCUAACAGCAUGUAUGGCUGCCUGGGAUUUUCCUACAGCAGAUUCUAUGCCAAGCCUUUGGCUGCUUUGGUGACACAUAAAGGGAGAGAGAUUUUGAUGCAUACCAAGGAGAUGGUGCAGAAGAUGAACCUUGAAGUGAUUUAUGGAGACACAGAUUCCAUUAUGAUAAACACUAAUAGCACCAGUUUGGAUGAGGUCUUCAAGCUGGGGAAUAAGAUUAAAAGUGAAGUGAACAAGCUGUACAAAUUGUUGGAAAUUGAUAUUGAUGGAAUUUUUAAGUCCUUGCUAUUGUUAAAGAAGAAGAAAUACGCUGCUCUGACUGUGGAACCAGCAGGAGAUGGGAAAUACGUAACUAAACAAGAACUGAAAGGGCUGGAUAUCGUCCGGAGAGACUGGUGUGAUCUUGCUAAAGAGACUGGAAACUAUGUAAUUGGUCAGAUUCUUUCUGAUCAGCCCCGAGACAUAAUUGUGGAAAAUAUUCAAAAGCAACUUGUAGAAAUUGGAGAAAAUGUGGUCAGUGGUCAGAUCCCAGCAAAUCAGUUUGAAAUAAACAAGGCAUUGACAAAAGAUCCCCAGGAUUAUCCUGACAAAAAAACAUUGCCACAUGUGCAUGUUGCCAUGUGGAUAAACUCUCAUGGAGGCCGAAAGGUGAAGGCAGGAGACACAGUGUCAUAUAUCAUUUGUCAGGAUGGAUCAGAUCUCAGUGCCAGCCAGCGAGCUUAUGCUCCGGAACAAUUAAAAAAGCAAGAAAAUCUUAAAAUUGAUACUCAGUACUACCUGUCACAGCAAAUACAUCCAGUAGUUGCUAGAAUAUGUGAGCCCAUAGAGGGAAUUGAUUCUGUUCUUAUUGCAACAUGGUUAGGACUGGAUCCCUCCCAAUUCAGAGUCCAUCACCAUUACCAUAAAGAUGAGAAUGAUGCCUUGGUUGGUGGCCCAGCUCAGCUCACUGAUGAGGAGAAAUACAGGGAUUGUGAAAGAUUCAAGUUUUGCUGCCUCAAAUGCGGAACAGAAAAUAUUUAUGACAAUGUCUUUGAUGGUUCGGGGCGAUUUAUUGAACCCAGCUUGCAAAGGUGCAGCAAGACAGAAUGUGAAGAGCCUCCCUUCAACUAUGUGGUUCAAAUGGACAACAAGUUACUCUUGGAUAUUAGACGCUACCUCAGAAAAUACUACACUGGUUGGUUAAUAUGUGAGGAGCCAACUUGCCAGAAUCGAACCCGUCGGCUUCCGCUGAGUUUCUCCCGGAGUGGCCCCGUGUGCCAGGCCUGCAGGAAGGCUGUUCUGAGACCAGAGUAUUCUGAUAAGGCCCUGUACACUCAGCUCUGCUUCUACCGAUACAUUUUUGAUGUGGACUACGCAAUGGAUAAAGUGGUUACUGAGGAAGAAAAAGAGUAUUUGAGGAAGAAGCCACUCAGGAGGGAAGUCUCUGAGGCCUACAAAAGACUGAAGAGCACUGUAGACAAAUGCCUGUCCAUGAGUGCCUACUCAGAAGUGAACCUUGGCAAACUCUUCACCAUCAGUAUAGGAAGAUCUGUGGGAGAGUCCAGUAAUGAAAGACAGUGAUUGAUUAAAAAUGGAGGAAGGCUAGUGCC
Cinclus cinclus is the source of this 4553-nucleotide messenger RNA. It is a transcript of the gene POLA1, whose product is annotated as DNA polymerase alpha 1, catalytic subunit. Gene Ontology annotation, biological process: leading strand elongation; lagging strand elongation; mitotic DNA replication initiation. Gene Ontology annotation, molecular function: single-stranded DNA binding; DNA replication origin binding; DNA-directed DNA polymerase activity. The transcript is spliced from 37 exons. The coding region runs from base 1 to 4524 and encodes 1507 amino acids. The record is from RefSeq and is a predicted model, not a curated record. Gene Ontology annotation, cellular component: alpha DNA polymerase:primase complex. NCBI's taxonomy places the organism in Eukaryota, Metazoa, Chordata, Aves, Passeriformes, Cinclidae.